Nakaseomyces glabratus is the source of this 1359-nucleotide messenger RNA. It is a transcript of the gene CSR1, whose product is annotated as Csr1p. Lineage: Eukaryota; Fungi; Ascomycota; Saccharomycetes; Saccharomycetales; Saccharomycetaceae. The record is from RefSeq and is a predicted model, not a curated record.
AUGACCACCAGUAAAGAUACAAUGUCAAGCAACAAGAAAGAAAGUCAUUUGCCGUUGGAAAGAGAGGUUGUUUUAAGCCCUGAGAAAGAGCUGUUGUUAAAGCAAGCCUGGGUAUAUCUGUUGCAACUAUGGGGAGUUUCUGUAAACGGUGAUAUUGUAUUUAAAGAUGCGCAUCACGGUGACAUCGACGGUUUAAGCACUCAAAUGUCAGCCUUGAGUACAGGCUCUAGUGAACCCAAAAAAAAGAAGACAUCCCUAUUUGGAAGGCUAACUGGUUCUGACCAUCAUGACACUUCUAAACAUGCAACACAUGAAACCGAACAUCAUACCCGUCACACUCAGAUACCUUACGUCAAGGAUGGAGUUCAUCCAGAGUUCACAAAAUUGGAAUUAGAUUCAAAAGCCACCUAUAAAGAGUUUUGGGAAUCUUUAAGAUUGGAGCCCGCUGAUCCAAAUAUUUUGAGAUUUCUAAAAGCUAGAAAGUGGCAUAUGGAUAAAACAAUACACAUGAUUGCAAAGGAUAUGAGCUGGAGAACAAAAUCGGGAUAUGAUAUCAAUAGCAUACUGGAUGGCGGAGAAUAUGAAUUUGUUAAAACGAAGAAAAAAGGUGUUAUAAAGAACUUAGAGCUACAAAAAGCAAUUGUUGCAGGAAAGGAUAAAGAUGGCAAGCCAUAUAUUCUAGCACGUCCAAAAUUGCAUUACUCAAGUGACCAAACUGAAGAAGAGAUUGAAAAGUAUGCAUUGCUUGUAAUUGAGCAGGCGAAACUAUUUUUAAGACCACCUGAAAUUGCACAAUGUAGCAUUGUUUUUGAUUUAGGGGGCUUCUCAAUGUCGAACAUGGAUUAUGGUCCUGUAAAGUUUUUGAUUACUUGCUUUGAAGCCCAUUAUCCCGAAUGUUUAGCUCACUUAUUUAUUCACAAGGCGCCUUGGAUAUUUACUCCAAUUUGGAACAUUGUCAAAAAUUGGCUUGAUCCCACAGUUGCCACUAAAAUUACAUUUACCAAGAAUGUAGAGGAAUUGGCUAGAUAUAUUGAUAUAAAACAAAUUCCAACAUAUUUAGGGGGAGAGUUAGACUUGGACAUGGAACAUUAUGAAAUGCCAGAUGGUAGUAAGGAUGAAUUGCUGAGAGAUGAAGAAACACGUGAUAAAUUACUGAAAGAAAGGGAACAACUAAUCCAGAACUUCCUAAAACUAACUGCUGAAUGGAUAGAAAGUGAUGAUAAUGAAAAACAGAGCAUUUCCAUAAGAAAUAAAAGGGCAUUAGCUUCUGAGAAAAUUACCCAAAAUUAUAUUCAAAUUGAUCCAUAUAUAAGAUCGCGUUCGGCAUACGAUAUCAGCGGAGCCCUAGUUCUACAAUAA